Messenger RNA from Brassica rapa (field mustard), 1845 nucleotides. Its product is annotated as probable inorganic phosphate transporter 1-3. Lineage: Eukaryota; Viridiplantae; Streptophyta; Magnoliopsida; Brassicales; Brassicaceae. Gene Ontology annotation, biological process: transmembrane transport; phosphate ion transport. Gene Ontology annotation, molecular function: phosphate transmembrane transporter activity. The record is from RefSeq and is a predicted model, not a curated record. Gene Ontology annotation, cellular component: membrane.
CGAUGCAAAAGUAUUAACGUUUUAACUCCUGAAAGCAGGAGAGACAAUAAAAACUGAGAUGGCUGAACAACAACUAGGAGUGCUGAAGGCACUUGAUGUUGCGAAAACGCAACUUUACCAUUUCACGGCGAUUGUAAUAGCCGGAAUGGGUUUCUUCACAGAUGCUUAUGAUCUGUUUUGCGUAUCAUUGGUGACCAAGCUUCUUGGCCGCCUCUAUUACUUCAAUCCACUGUCAGAGAAGCCUGGCUCACUUCCCCCUCAUGUUGCGGCUGCGGUCAACGGUGUGGCUCUCUGUGGGACCCUUGCUGGUCAGCUAUUCUUUGGAUGGCUAGGUGACAAACUUGGUAGGAAAAAAGUGUAUGGUAUCACAUUGAUCAUGAUGAUCGUGUGCUCCGUUGCUUCUGGUCUCUCUUUCGGUAACAAAGCCAAGGGUGUCAUGACCACUCUUUGCUUCUUCAGGUUUUGGCUGGGAUUUGGUAUUGGAGGUGACUACCCUCUUUCUGCCACCAUUAUGUCUGAAUACGCUAACAAGAAGACCCGUGGUGCUUUCAUCGCUGCCGUGUUCGCCAUGCAAGGUGUCGGGAUCUUGGCCGGAGGUUUCGUGGCGCUUGCAGUAUCUUCCAUAUUUGACAAGAAAUUCCCAGCUCCAACAUAUGCAGUCAACAGGGCUCUCUCAACGCCUCCUCAAGCUGAUUAUAUUUGGAGAAUCAUCGUCAUGUUUGGUGCUCUACCCGCAGCCUUGACUUAUUACUGGCGUAUGAAAAUGCCAGAAACUGCUCGUUACACUGCUUUGGUUGCCAAGAACAUCAAACAGGCGACACAAGAUAUGUCCAAGGUUUUACAAGUGGAACUUGAGAUGGAGGAAAGAGCUGAAGAUAUCGUUCAAGACCCUAGACUUAACUAUGGCUUGUUCUCCAAGGAGUUCGCCAAACGACAUGGCCUUCCCCUCCUCGGAUGUACCUCGACUUGGUUCUUGCUUGACAUUGCCUUCUAUAGCCAAAACUUGUUCCAAAAGGAUAUUUUCUCCGCUAUCGGAUGGAUUCCAAAGGCAGCAACCAUGAACGGAAUCCACGAGGUUUUCAUGAUCGCCAGGGCACAAACCCUCAUUGCACUUUGCAGUACCGUCCCUGGUUACUGGUUCACGGUCGCGUUUAUUGAUAUUAUGGGAAGGUUUGCAAUCCAGUUAAUGGGAUUCUUCAUGAUGACCGUUUUUAUGUUUGCCAUUGCCUUUCCCUACGACCACUGGAUUAAACCGGACAACCGUAUCGGUUUCGUGGUCAUGUACUCCCUCACUUUCUUCUUUGCUAACUUUGGACCAAAUGCAACCACUUUCAUUGUCCCAGCCGAGAUCUUCCCUGCCAGGCUAAGGUCCACAUGCCAUGGUAUAUCAGCCGCAACAGGUAAGGCUGGAGCCAUUGUGGGAGCUUUUGGAUUCUUAUACGCAGCUCAGCCACAAGACAAGACCAAGACGGACGCAGGAUACCCACCGGGUAUUGGAGUCAAGAAUUCGUUGAUCAUGCUUGGUGUCAUUAACUUUGUUGGUAUGCUCUUCACCUUCCUCGUCCCUGAGCCCAAGGGUAAGUCCCUUGAAGAGCUCUCCGGAGAGACUGAAGUUGAAAAAUGAUUAAGGCGUCAUAUUUACAGUUCCUUUUAUUGCUUCCCACUACAAGAAAACACAAGUUUUACGAGGGCAGUUUUCCUCGUGAUUUCGUCGUAAAAGCAGUGUUACGAGGAAUUAGCGAGGAAACCCGUUUCGUCGUUAUACGUUUGUCGUAACACAUAUAUCCUCGCUAAUUCGUCGUAACAUAGCGAGGAAAUAAUUUCGUCGUAAAAGCGAAGAGGAAU